Molecule: messenger RNA, 1434 nt
Organism: Electrophorus electricus (electric eel)
Lineage: Eukaryota; Metazoa; Chordata; Actinopteri; Gymnotiformes; Gymnotidae
Product: 1-phosphatidylinositol phosphodiesterase
Biological process (GO): lipid metabolic process
Molecular function (GO): phosphoric diester hydrolase activity
Source: RefSeq, a predicted model, not a curated record
GCUGCAGUUUCAUGAGACCCAGGGUGUUUUUCUAAGUGGACAAAGAAGGAAGGCAGUUUCCAUUGAUGAUACAAUGCAUAUUGUGAUAGUGGGGAUUUUACUCUGGUUGGCCUGUCCAGGUCAUGGUGCUCUCCAGCGGCCUGACUACGAUGACACCCCCACUCCGGAGUUCCUCCAACCUUCCUGGAUGGCCAACAUCCCCGACAACCGGCCCCUCUGUGAGGUCACAAUUCCAGGCACCCACAACUCGAUGGCCCUCUACGGUGGUUUCCUGGCUCAGUGUAACUCCUGGCCGCUGGCUCAACAGCUCCAGGCUGGUGUUCGCUUCCUUGAUGUGCGUGUGCGACACAUACAAGGUAAUCUCACCAUCUACCAUGGGGUCCUCUACCAGUGGGCCCACUUUGGGGAGGUCCUGGAAGAUGUGGCAGCCUUUUUGAAGCAGAAUCCCACUGAGACUGUACUGAUGAGACUGCGGGAGGAGCUGAGUGAGACCAGGGACAUCUACAGAGCGGUAGUGACCUACGUGCAUCAGUAUGCACACUGGGAUCUUCUCUGGCACAGCCAGCUUAUGCCAACUAUGGGAGAGGCAAGGGGCAAGCUGAUAAUACUGCAAGAUUUUCCUGGACCACACCUGGGGAUGCAAUACCGAUCACUGGAAAUUGCUGAUGACUGGAAAGUGCUCUCCCUUCAGCCGAAAUAUGUGGAUAAGAAGUGGAAAAGUGUGCGCACACACCUGGAGGAAGCUGCCAUGGCCAGCCAAGCUUAUAUGUUUCUCACCUAUUCCAGUGGUGCUGGUUUUUUGGCGAACCCACAAUCUCUGGCAAAGCGUAUCAAUCCACGCCUGUAUGACUACCUAUUCGCCCAUGCUGAGGAAAAGAAGCGCUUUGGCAUCAUUGCAAUGGACUUUUCCGGGGCAAUGCUGGUGAAACUCAUUAUUGACUUCAACUGAGGAGAUGAGAAAAACAAAAUUAGUUGCGAACAACUUUGAAAAAAAUGAAAUUGACAAGCAUUCAAGCAAUGAGUAUUCUUUAGUAUAAUUAUUUUUUCAUACUCAUGAAUGUUUUAAUCAUUAAUCUACUUCACAUGUUUGUAAGAUUGAUGUUCUUCAUUGUCAGGAAUAAUGUAAGUACUGUUAAUUUAUUCCACAUAAUCCAUUUUAUCCUGUAUUUACAUACUUUUAAUGUCUUCAGGUGACAUUGCAUUGAAUCCAAAUAACCACAUUGAAAUAGACCAGCUUGGUAGACCUAUUUGAGUGCAUUUUUAAACCUCUUAUAGUCUUAUGUAGGCCUACACAGUUCAUUAUUAAAAACUAAUCACACAUUAUUACGAUUGGAUGUUAAUCAUUGCAGGGUACUUGCUUCAUGCUUUUGAACUACUAUUGAAAAAGGUAACAUCAUGAAUAAAUAGUAAGCAAAUAAAAAUUAUGUUCAUUAA